This is a messenger RNA of Protopterus annectens (West African lungfish), 7314 nucleotides long. RefSeq names its product TATA element modulatory factor 1 (gene TMF1). The transcript has 16 exons. The coding region runs from base 1 to 2028 and encodes 675 amino acids. NCBI's taxonomy places the organism in Eukaryota, Metazoa, Chordata, Ceratodontiformes, Protopteridae. The record is from RefSeq and is a predicted model, not a curated record. Gene Ontology annotation, cellular component: Golgi apparatus; endoplasmic reticulum.
AUGAAGGUGGAUAAGGAGGAGGCAUUGUCCAGUACUCAGGAAAAAGAAUCAACAGAACUUGUUCUGAUCAUUGAUGACCUGUCUGAGAGGCUGGAAAAGAGAGAAGCACAGCUUUUAACUGUUAGUAAAGAAAAGGCAAGACUAGAAGAAACAUGUGACAACCUUUCAGAUGAGCUCAUCAGGCUAAAAGAAGAAAAUAGUGGUGGCAUUUCUUCACUCAGAGAAGAGUUUACACAACGAAUAGCAGAGUCUGAAAGGAAGGCACAACUAGCAUGCAAAGAAAGAGAUACCAUUAAAAAGGAACUAAUGAUUAUGAAAGAAGAGCUUUCUACAAGAUUAAACUCCAAUGAGACUGCUGAAUUGAUGAAAGAGAAGGAUGAACAGAUCGUUGGCUUGAUGUUAGAAGGAGAAAAAUUAUCAAAGCAACAACUGCAGAAUUCUAACAUUAUCAAGAAAUUGAGAGCAAAGGAAAAAGAGAAUGAAACGCUUAUUGCCAAACAAGCAAAGAGAAUCAAGGAGCUGGAGGAAGAACAGCAGCAUCUGCAGCAGGUGCUUGAUGGCAAAGAAGAAGUUGAGAAGCAACAUCGUGAAAACAUUAAGAAAUUGUCAGCAGUCAUUGAAAAGCAAGAGAAGGAUCUUAGUAAACUUCAGACUGAUAUGGAUGAACUUUAUGAGAAGAACCGUAGUCUGCAGUCUGCCUUGGAUAAUGCCUAUAAAGAACUUGCUGAAUUGCACAAGGCUAAUGCAACAAAGGAUAGUGAAGCUCAGGAGGCAGCUUUAAGUCAUGAAAUGAAAGCAAAGGAAGAACUUUGUUUUGCACUUGAGAGAGUUCAGCAGGAAGCACAACAGAAGCAGGAUGUUUUAGCAACUCAGAUAACUGAUCUGAGGUUGACUCUUCAACGUGCUGAACAACAACAGGCCAGAAAAGAAGAUUACCUACGCCAGGAGAUUAGUGAACUGCAGCAGAGACUUCAGGAAGCUGAAAAUCGGAAUCAGGAGUUAAGUCAGAGUGUUACAUCUGCAACAAGACCACUUUUGCGACAAAUAGAAAAUUUGCAGGCAACACUUGGGGCACAGACAUCAUCUUGGGAAAAACUGGAAAAGAAUCUAACUGAUAGACUAGCUGAUGCCCAGGCACAAUUAGCAGCAUCUGUGGAGAAGGAACGGGCAGCUACUGAAGAGCUUCUUUCCAUAAAAACCCAGUUUUCUGCAAUGGACUCUCAAAACACAAUCUUGCGCCAAGAAAAGAGUCGUCUACAGGCUCAGCUUGAAGCAGAAAGAUGCAAACAAGAAAAGUUGGAGGAUGAAAGAAAUCGCUAUCAUGUGGACCUGGAGAAUCUGAGGAGCGAUUACACCAGAUCCCUUGAAGAAACAAAGAAGGAAAAGAUGCUUUUAUUAAGUCAGCUGGAAAUGGAGAAGAUGAAGGUUGAACAAGAAAAGAAGAAAGCAUUUCUUGCACAAGAAGCACUAAGAGAAAAGGAGCGCAAAAUCUUCAGUAAUUCCACCACUGAGCCAGGAACUAGUACUCCAUCCUUGUCCCGAUCGAGCUCUGUCAGUGGAAUUGAAAUGGCAAGUUUUCAGACGGCCAUGUUUUCACAGAUCCAGGAUGAUCUCCAUGAAAACUCAUUUGGUUCCAUGACAGUGUCUGCAAGUGGAAGUAAUCUAUAUGAUGCAGUCAGGAUGGGACCUGCUCCUAGCAUUAUUGAAAAUUUACAGUCGCAAGUUAAACUGAAGGAAGGAGAGAUUGCUCAGUUACAGCUUGAAAUUGCAAGUCUUGAAAGAACUCGAGCAAUAAUGGCUGAAGAGUUGGUUAAACUAACAAAUCAAAAUGAUGAGCUUGAAAAUAAAGUAAAAGAGAUUCCUGGAUUACGCAGGCAGCUAAGGGACCUAGACCAGAAGCUCAACACAAUCCUACAGAUGUAUGGAGAAAAAGCAGAAGAGGCAGAAGAGCUUCGGCUUGACUUGGAAGAUGUAAAAAACAUGUACAAGUCCCAGAUCGAUGAACUCCUGAAACAGAGGAUCAGCUGAUUAUUUUUCUUUAAUUCACCAGCAUUAAAAUACAGUGCUGCUCAAGAAGUGUUCUGACUUCUUUGCUGGCUGCAUUCCCAGAAAUCCUUUACUCUCAAAUUUUCUUCUUUCAGAAUUUCGAACUGUUCCAAGAUUUUUUUAACAAAUUAUUAUAAAUACUGUAAGAAGUAUGUGCAAUAUUCAUACUGUUUAUAUAAACAGUUUAUGCAUCUGCUAUAAUUACAUCUGAAACAUAGUUUUAUAAACCUUGAAACAUGCUGUUGUCAGCAUUCUUUUUCAGGUACUAUGUUAGUUACUCAUAAAAGCUUCACGUGAAACUAAAUCCACUGUAACAAGGAUUAUUAUGAAUCUCUACUUGAAUACUGCCUGUUGGUAUAUUUAUGGCACCAGACAGAGCAAUUUUGUCAUUACUUAUGCUGAAUGUUUUUUUUUUUUUUUUUUUUUUUACAAGUAGCUGUAGCCAGUAUACAUGCAGUUGUUUAACGUGGUGUACAACUUGUAUUAAUGCAUAAUUGUCUCUGUUUUCUUAGUAUCUGGUUGGAUCAUAGAGACAAAUUUGUGGAAAGUCUUUUGACACCUGUAUUUUCCCUGGCCAGUGACAAACUGAUUUGCAUUUGGAGGGGGGUGGGGGACUGGGCUUUGGGUGGGGGACUAGGCUUUAGUUAGUGUAAAGAAUGCAUGCAGGAACACCCUAGCCUCCUUGGAUAUAAAUCACAGAUUCUUUAGCCUGCUUCUUGAAGAAGCAGCAAGUUUUGCAGGCCCUGAAUCAGUACUAAGUUUUAAAUUGUGUUUGCUGUGAAGUUUUUGAAGUAAAGUAAUUUCCCUGAGUGGUGGAUGAGAAUAUUUUCAAACAUCUGUAUUAAUUCUGAGCAAAGAUAUAUGUUGAAAAAACAUAGUCACUGAUUGAGCAGAAGGAGCUCUGCACUUAGUGGUUUAUACAAAAGUAAGUUUGAUUUUUUUCUAGUUUAUGAUUAUUUCCAUGGGAUUGUAAAUGGUCAAGUCACUACUCACAUGUUGUGAUUUGCUGAAAAUAAGUUUCUGUUUUUAAGAAGAUGGUUGCAAAUCAGUUCUUUACCUGCAAGGGUCAGUCUCAGAAGGCUAUACCCUCCAAUAGUGGUUCCAAGAAACUCACACCAUGGCACCAUGAAGGUCAGAAGAAUUUCCAAAUACUUUUCAGUCACUGUUUAGGAUGGUGCUUUUACCUGACCCUUUCAUUAUCCUUGCACUUCACUUUUAAGAGCAUCUGUAUUGCACCAGCCUGUUAUUGUUUGUUGCCAUUCCAACAACACCUUUGGAUGGGGACAGGAAUACCUUGUUACCAAACUACAGUUUUUUUGAGACUCGUUAUUGAAUUGGGCUUUGCAGUCACAUUACUAAGUAGGAUUUCUGUCAUAUUCUCCAGUUCCAGCCCAUUGUAAGAGCAUUCAUGUCCUGACCAUAUGAAAGCCUGUUUAUGCAGACUCAUACUGAAACUCUGUUAGUUGAGCAGUCCUUUGAAAGUCGUGAACUUUACAAUGGUGAUCCUUGUGUCAGUCUUUCUCAUUCUCUUUCAGGGACUAAUGGUGGCAGCACAGGGUUUAAAAGAUGUUUACUGGCGUGCCCUUUAUCUGGCCACACAGAUGGGUCCUGAGUGCAGAGUAGACAAACAAGAAUUUCAGUUUGCAGUUUUGCUGUUUGUUCUAGCCGUUGCUUCAAGGAUGUUCCCUUAGUGCCUGGCUGUUUGCAUGGUGGCACAAGGAAUGAAGAGAAUGCAGAUUUGUCCUGUUUGGUGAAUCUCUGAUUCAAAAAUAAUCCACUUUCCAUUUAAUGGACAGUCUAUUUGUGGUGACUCAAUUUGUAGCCUUUUUUGCCUUAAUACGUGAUGGUACAAUGUACAGUUUUGUUACUCUGAAGAAAAGGUAUUUUCUAGGAGGAGUUAUGGAUUCUUCAUGACAGAAAGUCUUUCUGACCUAGUGAACAGUGUAGGACAUGUUCUCCUUUUAGUAAUGGAUUUUAUCCAGUGCAAGCUUAAUUUGAGAACACGUCUGAUACUUUUGUCCUGUAUGUUAGCCAGCAUUGUGUUUGCUCAGCAUGCCAGAUGUCAUAUGAGGAAAUUGCAGCAGUACUUGUAGAACCAGCAGCUUCCAUUGCUUAUGACGUUAGUAAAAAUAUUAAAAUGUUUGAUGGAUAGUUCUCCUAAAUUCAAGAAAAUCCUUUCUGCCACAACAGCUAACCAGGAUCCUGACAUAAGAUGCUUUGGACGUCAGCUGAAGUGCACAUUUGAAGAGCCUGAUAGUUCAAGGAGUUGGUCUGUGCUGGAAGUAAGGAUGCACUUUUACCUUAAAAAAAUGUUAAUGGUUUGGCUGGCAUUCUUUUUAUUCAGAAGUGGAUAUAGCUGUAAGUGUUGCAGAUCAACAUUGCUGACUCAGUGGUAAUGAGAACAUAAGCAAGUUAGCAUUAGAGCUUAUCACUGUUCUAGGUGAGGUAUUCAAGUAUCGACUUUAAUAUUAUCCUUGGGCUUUCAGUCAUGAACAGUUCACCUUGUGGCAUGUACUCUUAACUUAAGUGGUCCAUCUCAUUUAUGAACAGUAUCUUCAUCCUCAAGUCAUUUAGGAAUUCACGUAAACUUUGAGACAGAGAGAGAGAGACCUGUUACCAAAAUACUCAGAUGCUCAUGUUUUGCACCUGGAGUCAUAAUGAUUUGUAAAAAUGUGCGGGAAAAAAAAAAAGCGGUCACACACCAUUUCUUUCCAUGUCCAUUCAGGAAAGAGCUUCUGUUUUAUCAACAAGUCAGAGUGCUGCAUCAGUCAUUGGAGUAAUAUCACAACUUGAAUGUGGGAGAUGUAAUUCCUAAUAGAAAUUUGUUUGGUCCUCAAAUUUUAGAUGUUCUCCAUGUAGUGAGGAGAGCUUCCAUGCAGAAAUUGUAUUUGUCUAAAUGGAAAAUGUUUUCUCAUUGGUGUGAAUGAUGUGACGUAAGACUGCUCCAAGUACAAUUGUAUAAUUUCCUAGAGUAUUUCCCUCAUUUAAACUCUAAGGGCUUGAUUUGUUCAGCCAGUGAAGUGCAUUGUUCUGCUUUGUCAACAUGUCUUCCGUGGGAUCCCCUUGUAGCUUCCACAUUUAUAUCGAAGAUAUUUCUCUGAAGGGCAUUGUAUUUGAAACCUUUGAAGAAGCCACUGAGUCCCGUUUUGUGGCACUUGAAUUUUGUCUUAGAAACAUUGAUGAACCCUCAGUGUGAGCCAGUACAACAAUGUCUUUUUUGGAAGUUUAAUUAAAAGGGUGGUAGCACUUCAUAAUCUUGUGCUUAUAACCUUGUACAGUUUUUCUUAGUGUUUCUUCCUACUAACCCUUCUUUUAUGUCCAAGAUCAUGUCAGACAUUACCUUAAAUGAACAACUCCCACUCCCUUCCUUCAGCUGUCAUCCAUAGAAUGCAGUGGACUGGAUUCUUCAUAGGAUGGAUCUUACAGGGUAAAUAUUUGUGUACAUUACCAGGACCAAAGGAUCCAGGUAGUCGCACCAGAUGUUGGCUCUGUUUGUACUAAACCAAUCAGCAGCCCCAGUAGGAAAGAAAACUGGUUCCAGUAGGAUUGCUGGUUGCAGAGACUUUAGUAUAAUUUUGUGGGUCAGUCUUUCUAUUAACCCAUCACGGCCCAUUCUACAAGAGAUGCAGUCGUGGCUACCAGUGUUUUUUUCAGAGGACUCUGUUCUGCUACUUGGUAAGUAGUGAAAUGAUCAACAUUCCACUCAAGGUGAGAGGUAGUUUUCCUGUGAUAAUUGUCCAGUGGAUGCUUGCUAAUGCUGCCACAUAGCAUUUAGAUACAUAGCGUGGCAUUCUAACCAAACAAGACACUUUGAGUAGAGACAAGUACAUGUUAUGGUACAAAUCUUUGAAGAAUUCAUCAUCACAGUGGAUUCCUUCUCUUCAUGUUCCCUUCUUUCUUACUUUCUUUAUCCAAGUGUUCUGUGUUGAUAGCACUGGAGCUAUGCCAGAGACAAAGUGUCUGUUAUUGAAUGUGUAUAUUCAUUGUCAGCCUUUGUUUGGCGCAUGUGCACACACACACACACACACACAUAGUAGUGUAGUGCAUUUGUCUUGUGUCAAAAGAAAUCUUAACUACUGGAAAACAGUAUGAUGGCUGACUCAGAUGAAUAGAAUUUUUAUGGACUUAUUUUACUUGUGAUCAGCCAGUAUGGCAGUACAUUGAAUUAGGCUUUUGCCUAGAAAAGGGCCUUAAAGCUGGAAGACUAAGCAUGGUGGAUGGCUGCAGUGUUGUAUACUUUAUAUCAUUAUCAGUGUCAGUUAAGAAAACAGUCCAUAUAUGUAUACUACUAGAACCUGCUGUCAUCCAUUGUAUUUAUAUGAUGCUGUCCAGAUAGAAACAACUUUUAUGUGUACCAGUGUAAGAUGAAGAGGUGGUACAGAGUCACCUGUAAUAACUUUGGAUGAUGGGACACUUGUGGGAGAUCUUGUGAUAUUUAUUUUAUUUUUUGGUAAUAAUUUAGGGAAGCAUGGAUUAUUGCUUGAGUUCUGAAUCUGGAGAAUCUGUUAUCCUAAAGUCUUUCCUGUUUGCACUGAUAGUCACUGCAAACUCACUGGACUCAGUCUUUUUACUGCUAAGGGAAGAAAGAAAGUGGAGUCACCAGACUUAUCACAUAAUGAGCUGCAUAACCUAAUCAGAUACUGUGAAUUCAGUCAUCUAUUCUUGUAUUGAGCACCACACUACACAACUGUGCUUUCUUCACUCGUUAAUUUAAUAAGUUAUUUUAGAGUAAAGGUUUUAGUUUUUAUAUUUAAUCACAAUGCCUAACCAGUUUUAGUCUUUUAGCUUUAACAGGUGAAUUUCCAUUUCAUCACAUUAUCAUCAGCUGCACUAAUUUUUUUUUACCUGUAAAUUUACUUCCAUAUUUGCUACUUUUGUAAAGUGGUCAUCAAACAAAGUUUAUUUGGAACAUUCUUUGCUGCCAUACCACAAGGUUCUACCAGAAUGAGCACAUUUUUAAAAAAUGAAUUUGCUUGAUCAAGUUUCAUGAUGGACUUGUACCUUGUGCUACCUGUUUUACAGCAAACUAGUAACAAAAAUCUACUUUAAUACAUGAGCUUCUCAGCAAUGUAGUUUACAAAAGUGUGAAAAACUUGACCAUUUUUAUAGAGUUCUGGAAGGAUGUGUACAAAUCAAACUUGCAUUUUGCUGUAUGCAUAUAAUUAACAGAACUGUAAAUUCAGAUUUUUCUUUAACUGUAAAUUAUAUGUAAAUAGGAUCAUCUGGAAAAAAGUAUAUGGGUGGGUAAAAUAAAACUCUGAUAAUGUU